Messenger RNA from Pocillopora damicornis (cauliflower coral), 2235 nucleotides. Its product is annotated as protease-associated domain-containing protein 1. NCBI's taxonomy places the organism in Eukaryota, Metazoa, Cnidaria, Anthozoa, Scleractinia, Pocilloporidae. The record is from RefSeq and is a predicted model, not a curated record.
AGCAUUCUAAGCGGUCACAAAAUAGUGACUCACCGUUACAACUUGACGUGUUUGCGUGAUGAACGAAAUUAUGGAGAUCCAUAUCCAUAGAACGAUAUCAUGCCUCAUUAUGGCUGUGCUUUUUUUGUUAUGGGACUAUUCUUCAGCUGAAGGCCCACGAGUCCGUCUAUUCUCUGCUACAGACUUCAUGCUUUUCGAUAGCAAUGACCUUCUUUAUUUUGAAAUCUUACAACCAAAGAACAUAAGUUAUAUCUACAAGGUUAAACCAGCGAAAAACUUCGGAACCAAAUUUGAAUUAGAAUUAGGCACUGUAAACCUUGUUGCUGCUGAUCCUAUUGAUGCUUGUCAUUCAGUUGACAAUGGUAAGGCUCUGUGGGGGUCAAUAGCCUUAGUUGAAAGAGGGGGUUGUUCCUUUGUCUCCAAAACCAAGACAGUGGAACAUCAUGGAGCUAUUGCUGUAUUUAUAUCAGACAAUUUACAGUUUGACAAUGCAGAAUCUUUAGUGGACAUGAUCCAUGAUGGAACAACAAGAGAAGUCAGUAUUCCUGCUGGAUUCAUCUUGGGAUCUGAUGGGUAUCACAUCAAGCGUGGAAUUGAAGAAGCAGGAAUGGAAGCAGCGGUUAUAUCAAUUCCACUCAACAUCACUACAAGUCCACAUCUUUAUACCAGGCAACCACCUUGGUCGUAUUGGUGAUACAGAUUUUUUUAUUUGGAAAUUUUGACAGAUAGUCCACUAAAUAUAUAUUUAGAAGUACAGCUGUCAGUAUUUUGUGGUGCAGCUUAGAUUGACAUUGUAUAUAAUAUAAAGGCAAGUUUCUAAAGAAACUGUGGUGAUGCACUAGCGAGGGUGUUAUAAGAUAGCACUAGAUUCUGAAAAAAACAAUGCUUUACCAUGCUAUUUUAUCUUUCUAGUGUUAAAAUGUUUUCUAUAGUAUGCUUUAAUUGUUGGAUACACAAACUUCUGUAGUUUAAGGAAGUUCAGCUUAGCAUAAUACCUUUUAUUAGGCCAUCAAAGUGUUAUUUGGAGGCCUCUAUUUAGUCUCCUGUCUCCCAAGUAGUGUUGAUUUGUUGUCCAGAAACCUAUACACAUAGGAUUCUACAAAUGUACUAUGUAUGGAGUUUGCUUUUAUUUAUAAGACAUGGAAUACAAAUACAUCAGAGAUCUGUAUUGUAUUAUGAAAGGAGGAUAUUUUGGGAACUUGUUAUUGGUGAUAGUUUAAAAAUAGCUACAGCUUUCUAAGAUGUCAAAUGUCAACUUUUGUGCUCUCAUGGAGUUGGUUGACCUGUAUUUUUGUUUUGAAAUAAUUGGACAUUUUAGUAAGCCGAAAGAGGAGUUUUUCAAUUCUGAUGAUAUGUACCCCCAAGAAGUAGUAGUAGUAGAAAUGAUUAUUGUGGUAUGUUAAGCUGCUUUUUGCCAAAAUGUAGGCCUUGUCAAAUGUUAUGGUCAAAGUAGAUAUCUUACAUAUGUAAGAAAUAAGAGAAAUGUCAUGGAUACUAAUACAGAAGAUACAAAUCAGAUAGGCUUAUGAAAUCACAAUGAAGAUGCUGAGCUUGUACUUAACAAUUAGAUAAUGCAGUUAAUAUUUUGACCUCAGGAGCAUUGAUCAUGUUGUGUGGUCUUCUGAUUUAGGGUCCUUAGAAGAAUUGUUAUCAGUAGUAGUGACUGACAUUUUGUCAACCUGAGCAGAGGUCAUAAUUAAAGAUGACAAACUAUUACUAAUACAGCUUUUUUUAUUCUGUGCAAAUAUUUUAUUUAUCCAGUAUUUAGCUGGUUUGUCAGAAGUUGCAAGAGUUGUCUUUCAUUUCCUACAAUUUGAUUGGUUUCCUUAAACAAGCCUUGAAAUCUGAUUGGUUGUUGUGUUUUAGUAAAGCUGUCCAAUUGGUUUCAUUGACUGGGAGAAAGAAAGCAUAGAGGCAAAUUGGUGCAAUUCAUGAAUAAAUCACCAAUGAGAGCCAAUCAGAUUACAAGGAUCAACAAUGUUUUCAUAAUGGUGUGGAAAAUAGUGCUACUUACUAUAUACAGUAAUUUGGAGAGGACUGGAUGGACACAUCACUAUCAUUGCCCACAAAAAGUCCAGACAUGCCUAUUGGCACUACACAUAUUGGUUUACACCAUCCCUUAUUACAGCGGAAGGAAGAGCUCCUUCAAAGUUACUGUUAUCCUUUCCAUUCUGUCUUGUUCUUUCACUUGAAUCAGGGUGUACCAGUCCAUUAAAAUCAUUAAUUGUUUCUGCA